CAAGUCCUUGUAUUCUUAAACAAUUCUAAGACCUCACAACAGCGAUCAUAAAAGAACAAUGGAAAAGCGUGCGUACAGUACCUGACCUCCGAGGGAAGGUGGUUGAAACGCGUUCUUGAAUAGGUACUUGCAACUUACACUCUACGCUCGGGGACUCGGGUUGCUCACACUUUGGACUACUUCGUGCAGCAUCAACUGAACAGAAUUACACCAAUCAUUAGUCGUGACCGUUGGUGUACGCAAUAGCCCUUGCUUCUUAGCAACCGAACAAUAGCUCACCCGUGGUGGUGCGCAUGCUCAUUGAGCCCACCGGGCGACUGUCUGUAACGCGAUAUCUGGACGCGUUUUGACCGUCACUGUAAUCUACUCGAGGAAGGUCUAAGCCUCUUCGACCAAUAACACAUAUAACGCAACAUCCUCCAUAUCAUCAUGGUGUUUUUUCCUCGAUACUGGGAAGGGCUUCGUUACCCUCCGGGCUACCUCGCCACCCACGACGUUGACUUUGACGUCGACUUCGAGAUGUCUGAGACUUCGUCUUGCGAGGAUGAGGUUGCAGAUAAUCCUGUCCCACUCCCAGAUGCUUUCCGCAGAAGGGCUCGAUCUGAACCGAAGCGCAGGAAGCCUCUUGUCUCAUUGGAACCUCGUCUCAAUGCCACUGCGCCGACGCCGAUCGAACCCUGUCUUGGUGCAGUGAAACGAGAGAAGGGGUACAAGGAUCGGGCAGUGAAAGAAUUCCUGAGAGCACAAUUUCAAGACAAGACCGAUGUUGACUAUCCAGUCCUCGACUUCGUGUUCCACGUCUUCAAAUUCAAUCCUGAAGAUAUCCCCCUUGUCGAGGAUGGGUACGAAUUGGAUGGGGAGAAUUGCCAGUGGUAUGCGAAGAAAUGGUACAAGCGAGAUGACCACGUAGAUGGGCAGACAGUGAGAGGAGAGAGGGCGUGCUGCAUUGCAUUCGAGAACAUCAUGCACGGCCUUUGUUGUCAAUUAUCAGCCGCCUCGGGUAGUGACACUCCAAGCUCCCAGGGUGUGUUCAAGUUCCUUCAUGAUACGACGCCGAUUGGGAAUUUUGCUCGAUUCAAGCCUGACUUUGCGUAUGGGCCGGAUGUCGAGCUUCGGGACCAUACAUGGGCGUUCUGGGGAGCAUACGGGGAGUUGAAGAAGAAACAUGUGACGCUUGAUAUGGAGCCAACGACUCGAUUUAUUGUCACGAAGGAAAAGAUUCAGAAGCUCCGUGACGAAUGGAAGUCACGACAGCCAAUGGAGAGGAAAGAGAUGCCAUUAUCUUGCAAUCCUGCAACAGAAGCUCAGAUAGAGCCAGAUCCAACGAUGCCUUCGUCCACGCGUAAACGAAAACCAGUUGCACCCCUGGAGUCCUCUACUGUGAAAAGGGCUAAGACUUCACCGAGUCCAGGCAGCUGGGAUAGGACCAGGACGGUGAAGCUGACAGCAAACCAUGUCCAGUCUGCCAAGUACGCCAACGAGCUCUUAUCCCACGGAAUUCGCAACUAUGCUGCCGGCUUCCUGGUGGAAGAGACGAGUAUCACACUAUGGUAUGCGGAUCGUAUGGGACUGUCCAAAUCACAAUCAUUUGACUUCUUCAAGAACCCUGAGUUGUUUCUCCUGGUGUUGGCUGCGCUCCACUUCGGCAGUCGUCACAAGCUAGGAAUCAACCCGCUCAUCGAGUAUCCACCGGAUGCUCUCCAGACACACGACGGCGCGAUCCUGAAGCUCCCUCAUGCUCGUGAUAUCAGCGGGAAGAAGUUGGACGAGACGCUAACAUUCCAACUGCGAGUUUCAGAGGAGCAUCCGCUUUCGGUUGCGUAUGGUGCUCUCGGACGUGGUACGACUGUGAUUCCCAUCAAGGCGGAAGGGCGUGCAGAGGAGCUGUUCGGGAGCGACGAUCUUGUUGCGAAACUGGCUUGGCAGCCAUUGAAUAGGUGCAACACAGAGGAUGGGUUGAUCCGGGUUAUUCGGAAGAAGUUGAGUGAACAUGACGAAGGACGUUUAUGCCUGAAGAAUAUCACAGAUCUGAAGUGCUCUUUGGAUAUGAGUGACGCGGAAUUAGGCCUCCCGAGGGCGUUCAUGGGUUUGCCUGAGCCGUACGAACCUCGACUUUUCCGCGCUUUAAUUGUGAAAGAGUAUAUUCCCCUGGAACACGCCCGCAGUCCUGAGGAGUUCAAGAUUAUAUUUAUUGACGUUGUGAAAGCCCAUCACUGGGUAUACGAGGUCGCUCAUAUCAUACAUCGUGACCUCAGCAUCAGUAACGUCAUGUUCCAUCGCAAUCUCGCUGGGGAAGUUGUCGGUGUACUAUCGGAUUGGGAUCUUUCUUCCUUCAGGGAUGCUCUUUUGGUCCUUGACGAAUCGGAGAGUGAUACUCCUGAACUAGAGGAAACAACUAGCAAUGAGCCAUCGAAGGUCACCCAUCCAAUUGAUCAUUCUGCGGAGGAACCAGUCAAGAAAGAGAAGCCGAAGUCUCCUCGGAAGCCACGAUAUAGGACGGGAACAGGACCAUUUAUGGCGCUGGACCUUCUGAACGCCGUCCCGAUCACUCAUCGUUAUCGUCACGACCUCGAAUCUUUCUUCUACCUUCUUUGUUACUUUUGCGCUACCUUCAAGCCUCCGAAGUCUCCGAGGUCAACAGGCAGUUUCAGGUUCCUUUCUGGAUGGGAACAAGAAGAUCUGAGGAAAGUCGGUUUAGCGAAGAAGCAAUUCCUGGACAAUGCUCUACCGGAGGGGGUCGACCCAAAAAGCACUGAAAACCCUUUUGAUCUCUUCUUUUCCCAAACUCAUAAAGCGUAUCGUCCACUGAUUUCGCGGUGGAUACGACCCCUCUGGCGAAAGUUCAGGGAGAUGCCGAAGAUAACUCAAGAACUUUCGAGUACCCAUGGUCUAUUGCGCAUGGAACAGCAAAUAGGAGACAUCGAAGAAGAGAAGACCGUCAGAAGGAAAUUGGACAAGAUCAUAUCUGACGCGGACGAGGAGUUUACUUUUGAGAGCUUCAUAGCUAGGCUAGGGUGACGAGAUUGUGCCAGCAGGAAUAGUGCCCUAUGUGAUAAAUGUACUAGGUCGGUAUAGAUGUCGGAUGCAUACUUUCAAGUUGCAACUUUUGGUUUCAGGGUUUGUGAACGAGUGCUCUAGUGCUUUCAGCCCAACUGCUGUUCAAGCUUCAAGCUUGGAUGUGAAUGACCGAAUGACGCCGAAUGUUGGCCCUAGGGAACUCUUAAUGUCACCAAUGAGAUAGAUGAGGAGCAUAAGUAUCGAUAAGGUCUGGUGGUCCGUCAAUUACUGUAGAUGGAGAUUUCAGGGGAAGCUAUGUAACGGGACCUUACAACGAAGGUAAUUGUGCAGGAUCGUGGGUAUUGGACGUGUCGAAGAUGGCAACUGAAUCGUCAGUGAGGUAAUGCUUGCGGCGUCAUACCUUACGGACCAUGCCAAAUAGAGCAAUUACUUGUCUGAAUUGUGUAUGUAAUGUUGGAAUAUGGAUGAAGCGGCGAGCGUCGCUAUGCGCAA
This is a messenger RNA of Somion occarium, 3510 nucleotides long. The record is from the annotation of a GenBank genome assembly. Lineage: Eukaryota; Fungi; Basidiomycota; Agaricomycetes; Polyporales; Cerrenaceae.